Molecule: messenger RNA, 714 nt
Organism: Leptinotarsa decemlineata (Colorado potato beetle)
Lineage: Eukaryota; Metazoa; Arthropoda; Insecta; Coleoptera; Chrysomelidae
Product: guanylate kinase
Biological process (GO): purine nucleotide metabolic process
Cellular component (GO): cytosol
Molecular function (GO): GMP kinase activity
Source: RefSeq, a predicted model, not a curated record
GAAACUCCGAAUCGUGAUCGACCGAACGAAACACCCUUCAAAGAGGAAAAGUUAGCGUCCAGUUCUCUUCUCAACAUCCGUAGGCGUUUGAAUAUCACCUCUUAGGAUGACUUCUCACAUUCGGCCGCUGAUAAUAUUCGGUCCAUCCGGUUCAGGAAAAGGCACCUUGGUGGCCAAAAUGCUAGAAGAUUUUCCCGAUAAAUUUGGAUUUUCCAUAAGCCACACUACCAGAAAACCUCGGCCUGGAGAAAAACACGGUGUUCAUUAUUAUUUCACCGACGAGGACACUAUAAGAGAGGGUAUCGAGAAAGGGAAUUUUCUUGAAAGUGCUGUAUACGGUGGAAACAUAUACGGAACCAGCAAGGCAGCAGUUGAAGAUAUAGCCAAACAAGGGAAAGUCUGCGUACUAGAAAUAGAUGUGCAGGGAGUGAAACAAGUGAGAAACACCGACUUGAACCCGUGGAGUGUUUUCAUCAAGCCGACGUCCCUGAACGAACUAAGAGAACGAUUGAUAAAAAGAAAAACUGAGAGCGAGGAAAGUUUGCAGAAACGGCUCAGUAAAGCAGCAGAAGAAAUAGAGUAUGGAACCACCCCAGGAAAUUUUGACAAGAUUAUUAUUAACGAUGAUUUUGAGACUGCAUAUCAGGAGUUAAAGCAGUUCGUUGUUGAUAAUGUUUUAAAAGAUGAUUAAAUAUGAAAUUGUCAGUAGAAAAA